Molecule: messenger RNA, 3253 nt
Organism: Coturnix japonica (Japanese quail)
Lineage: Eukaryota; Metazoa; Chordata; Aves; Galliformes; Phasianidae
Gene: IGHMBP2
Product: immunoglobulin mu DNA binding protein 2
Cellular component (GO): nucleus; cytoplasm
Molecular function (GO): DNA binding; 5'-3' DNA helicase activity; ATP binding
Source: RefSeq, a predicted model, not a curated record
ACAGCAUCCCCCUUAGACCCGGAAGCGGAAAUGCCCCCGGAUCCAAGAUGGCGGCGGAGGCGGCUGAGCGGCAGCUGGAGUUGCUAAGGGAGGAGCGAGAAGCUGAGAUCGCAGAGAGAAGAGCAUGGCAGGAAAGCGUCUCCCUAAAGGAACUGCAGCGCAGAGGCGUCUGCUUACUAAAACUUCAAGCUGCCAACCAAAGAACUGGCCUCUAUGGGCGUCUGCUUGUGACAUUUCAGCCUAGAAAACAUGAUUCAGAUGCCGAGCUGCCUUAUAACAGUUUUGGGCCUGGUGACAUCGUGGGCCUUUACGAUUCAGCUGGCCAAGGUGAUCUGCUCUCCACUGGCAUCGUAACACGUGUCACCUCCAAAGCAGUGACCGUUGCCUUUGAGGAGUCUCGAGAUGGCAUGCUGAGCGUGGAUCAUGAGAGCUCGUACCGCCUGCUGAAGUUAACCAAUGAUAUCACCUACAACAGGAUAAAAAAAGCUUUAAAUGCACUAAAGCAUUAUCACGGUGGUCCAGCCUCUCAUCUGAUUGAUGUCCUCUUCUUUUCUUUGGAUCCAAGCCCAUCCAGUGAAACAAAGCCUUUAAAGCUCUACAAUGACUCGCUGGAUGCAUCACAGAGGGAGGCUGUCUCCUUCUCACUAGCACAAAAGGAGCUUGCCAUCAUCCAUGGACCACCUGGCACAGGGAAGACCACAACAGUGGUAGAGAUCAUCUUGCAAGCUGUCCAGCAAGGCCAGAAAGUCCUAUGCUGUGCCCCUUCCAACGUUGCAGUGGAUAACCUGGUGGAAAGGCUGGCUGGCUAUAAAGCCCGUAUCCUGAGGCUUGGGCACCCUGCUCGUCUACUGGAGCCCAUCCAGCAGCAUUCCUUGGAUGCAGUCUUGGCCCGCAGUGACAGUGCCCAGAUAGUGGCAGAUGUCAGGAAGGACAUCGACCAGGCUUUUGCAAAAUCCAAAAAGGCUCAAGACAAAGGGGAGCGGGGCCAUUUUCUCAGCGAGAUUAAGGCACUGAGAAAGGAGCUGAAGGAACGAGAAGAAACUGCCAUGACUGUAGCCCUUACCCACGCCAGUGUAGUCCUUGCUACAAAUACAGGUGCUUCUUCUGAUGGCCCGCUGAAGCUGCUGCCUGAGAACUACUUUGAUCUGGUGGUGAUAGAUGAGUGUGCCCAGGCCCUGGAAGCCAGCUGCUGGAUACCUCUGCUGAAAGCUCCAAAGUGUAUCCUGGCUGGGGACCACAAGCAGCUUCCCCCCACCAUCAUCAGCCACAAAGCUGCUACCAAGGGCCUUUCACUCAGCUUGAUGGAGCGUGUCAUCAAGAGGUACGGGGAGAAGGUUGUGAAGAUGCUGACAGUGCAGUACCGGAUGCAUGAAGCCAUCAUGCAAUGGGCUUCCUCAGAGAUGUACGACGGCCGGCUCAGUGCUCACCCAUCAGUAGCCCAGCAUCUACUCAAGGACCUGCCAGGCAUCACCUGCACAGAAGAAACCACGAUUCCCUUACUGCUCAUAGACACUGCUGGCUGUGGCCUGUUCGAGCUGGAAGUGGAAGAUGAACAGUCUAAGGGGAAUCCAGGAGAAGUGCAGCUGGCUGGUUUGCACAUCCAGGCUUUGGUAGAUGCUGGUGUGAAGGCGCAAGACAUCGCUGUUGUUGCCCCCUACAACCUCCAGGUGGACAUGUUGAGGGAGCAUCUUUGCCACAAGUACCCUGAGCUAGAGAUUAAAUCAGUUGAUGGUUUCCAAGGCAGAGAGAAAGAGGCAGUGAUCCUGUCAUUUGUGAGAUCCAACAGGAAAGGUGAGGUGGGUUUUCUCGCCGAGGACCGUCGGAUCAAUGUUGCUGUGACACGUGCCCGGCGCCACGUGGCCAUCAUCUGUGACAGCCGCACAGUGGGCAGCCAGGCCUUCCUUGGGAGGCUGCUGGAGCACUUCAGGCAGCACGGCCAGGUGCACACAGCAUUUGAGUACCUCAAUGACCUCGUGCCUGAAAACUACUCCCACGGAGGGGAGCAGCAGCAGAGCACCAAGGCUCCUGCAGCACCCAGCACUAAACAGCAGCCAGCUCCAAGGAGGAAACCCAAAGCAGCAGCUAAAGCAGCUCCUCAAAAGCAAGAAGCACGUUGCUCCCCUAGCACAAGUAGACCUGGGGGAGAGAGCCCAGGGACAAAAGGUGACACAAACAAGUUUAAAGCUGAGCUGGAAGCCUUCCUGCAGAGUGACAAGACACAGCUGGAUUUCCCCUCAUCUCUCAGUCCACACGACCGGAUGCUGAUUCACCACCUGGCCGAGGAGCACGGGCUGCAGCACAUCAGCACCGGGGAGGGCAGAGACCGCUACAUCAGCAUUCGCAAGGAGCUUGGUCAGGCUGUGGUAGCCCCAGCCGCAACCCCCAGUGAGCAGCAGCCUGCUCCUCAGACACAGGACUCCAGUGGGGAAGUUCCAGCCCCUACUAAACCUGAAGAAAUAAGUGAGGGCUCAGGGAAAGUGGACCUGAAAAGGCUGCACCUGGAGAGAGUGCAGAGGGAGAAGGCCAGGCGGGAGGAGAUGGCAAGAAAAGCUCAGGAGUCCAGCGUUAGUACUCGGGGCAGCAGCAGGAAGAAAGACAAAAGUGAAUGCAAAGGAAAAGCAGCAGCUAAAACCACAGCAGACGGUGCUUCGGAGGAAGAUAUAGACGCUCUGAUUUCUGCUGCCAUUAAAGCUGACAACACCUGUGGCUUCCCCCACUGCAAAGCCAGUGUCACAACCCUGGGCCAGAUCUGCCCGCACUGCAACAGGCGAUACUGCUUCAGCCAUCACAUCCCAGAGGUUCACAGCUGCGGGGACAAGGCCAAGGCACACGCUCGGCAGUGGAUCAGUAGGGAGGGGGUUCUGUACCCUGGGAGCGGCCCUAAGGAUAAAUCCCUGGACCCCACCAAGAGAGCCCAUCUCCAGCGCCGCCUGGACAAGAAGCUCAGUGACCUGACAAACCAGCGCAAGAGCAAGAAGAAAGGCAAGGAGAAAUGAAGGAGCUGAUUUAUUUCCUUCUGGGGACUUGGAAGUCAACGUCGGUUGGACUGCAUGAAGCAAUGAUGCUGCUAAAGGUAUGGGGAGGUAGAAAAUCGGAGCUUUUGUUUUGGGUGGUAGCUGCUGAACAAAUAGGCACUGGGGCCUCCCUAAACUUCGGAUAGAGGAGAGCACUUUCAUUUGUCCCUGUUAUCCUUACUGACAAAGGAUGUACACAGGCUGCAGCACGCCAAUAAAGACAUAUUAAAACACUGAAA